UGAGUAAAAUGCUAUAUCUAAACAAGCUAAAUCAGCAGAUGUUUUUGUUGCUUUAUUUAGACAACCGCAAUGUAUUAGCGCCUGACAUUUGUUUAUCUCGAUCAAGAAUAAUAUUAUUCCGAGCUAAAAUGUAAUAUGUUAUUGUUAACAAAAAAAUUAUAUUAAUAUAUAAGUUAAAGCUGUGAGGUUAAGAUCUGGAACCGUAGAAAUGGCUCGUAAUAUUUUACAGAGUAGUCUACUUAACGCUUGUUUCAGCAUUGUUUUCCAAAUAUUUUGCCGAAUUGUUACGUUUGGGAUAAAUGCCUUUAUUGUACGUAAUGUGGGCCGCGAAGUGCUGGGCAUUAUGAAUGUUCGAUUACUCUUACUCGAAAGCACAUUACUAUUUUUAUCACGCGAAGCUAUUAACCGUGCUGCGUUAAGUGCUACAUCACAACAGAAAGAAAAAUGUACUUGGCCACAAUUGGUCAACCAAAUGUGGCUUACUGUCCCAAUCUGUGUGCUACUUUGCAUUCCAUGCCUAUAUAUUUGGACAGAACAAUUGUCUGCCGUUGAAGAGCAUUUUAGUGCCCAGUAUAGAUUUGGUUGCUAUGCUGUUGCAUUAUCUUGCGUUAUAGAGCUAUGCGCGGAGUCAACAGUAUUUGUAUCACAAGUUUUUUGUUUUGUUAAAUUGAAAAUUGUAUUAAAUACUUUACACAUUUUCGUUCGUUCUAUUGUAUUUUUAUGGAUUGUUUUGGAUGAUGGCAGUGUCGCAAUUUAUGCUUUUGCAAUUGCUCAACUUGCUAGUGCUGUAACAAUAAUAAUAGGACAUUAUGGGUUUUACUACUAUUAUAUUAAAAGAUUUAAUAAUUUAAAAAAUAUGGAAAUUAAGAUUAAAAAUACUCAAACUACACAAAUAAAAAGAAGUCAACUUGAUAUAAUGCUCUUUGCAAAUAUGGAAGAUUUUCCCUUUAAGAAAAUAACUGAAUUUUUACCUGGUGUUAUGAAAAGCAAGGAUAAAUUUCUUAAUAGUGAAUUGCAAGUCUUAACAUUGAGUUUUGUGAAGCAAGGUGUAUUGAAACAAAUUUUAACAGAAGGAGAGAAAUAUGUUAUGUCCAUGAGUCCUGUAUUAAGUUUUAGUGAACAAGCAACUUAUGAUGUUGUGAAUAAUUUGGGUAGCUUGGCAGCACGUUUUAUUUUUCGGCCUAUUGAGGAGAGUAGCUACUUUUAUUUUACUCAAAGUAUUUCGCGUGAUAUCAAAUUGCACAAGCAGGAUAAGCACAAAAUCUUUCAAGUUGGGCAAGUUCUCAACAAUCUUUCACUAGCCGUUACAUCCAUAGGCUUGUUAGCCUUGACGUUUGGACAAAGCUACUCUCGUACUGUUUUACUAAUAUAUGGAGGAGCUGAUUUCGUAAAAGGUGGCUUACCAGAAAAUCUAUUACAAUGGCAUUGCUUGGCGAUUUGGUUUUUAGCUGUCAAUGGUAUCACUGAAGGAUACAUGUUUGCUACAAAUACAAGCAAAGAUAUUGAUAAAUAUAAUUAUCUUAUGGCAAUAUUUUCAAUAAGUUUUCUUGUAUUGUCAUACAUUUUAACAACUAUAUUUGGUCCUGUGGGAUUUAUAUUUGCUAAUUGUAUAAACAUGUUAAGUCGCAUUAGCUAUAGUACACAUUUUAUUUGGAAGCAAUAUAAACCUCUAAACAUUAAUCCUUUGAAAGGAUUAAUGCCGGGUAAAUUUUUUGCUCUAUCUUUAAUACUUGCUGGUUUGUUAUGCAAGUAUUCCCUGAAUAAUGCUCAGUCUAUGCUUCUACACGUAACUUUUGGAUUUUUUGGAGUGCUAUUCUGUUUAGCGGUUUGGUGUCUUGAAAACCGAGAAUUGGUGAAGUUGGGUUGGAAAUAUGGCAGACGUAUAAAAAUAGAGUGAAAAGAAGUUAACUUUUGUUCUAAAUUUGAUUUGUUAAUAAAUAAAUACAUGGUUAAAUCGAAAUGUUUGGUUAUUGGAAUUUUUUAAAUAAUAUAAUAUGAGUAUUCAC
Messenger RNA from Teleopsis dalmanni, 2006 nucleotides. Its product is annotated as protein RFT1 homolog. Bases 209 to 1897 code for a protein of 562 amino acids. Gene Ontology annotation, biological process: glycolipid translocation; dolichol-linked oligosaccharide biosynthetic process. Gene Ontology annotation, cellular component: endoplasmic reticulum membrane. NCBI's taxonomy places the organism in Eukaryota, Metazoa, Arthropoda, Insecta, Diptera, Diopsidae. The transcript is spliced from 7 exons. The record is from RefSeq and is a predicted model, not a curated record.